ACGAUUAUUAAACGCAAUUGUGCCAGCACAGAGGCGAGUUGUGUGUUGACCAUCGGCGAGUGACGAACCUUAAAAACUAAACGACAAACCAAAAUGGCCAAACUGCUCCUUGUGAUUGUCGGUGUGGCGGCCUUUGUGGCCGUGGGACAGGCGGCAGCUGCUGGUGACCAGAUGCAGCGUCUUAUUGCCGAGGAGCAGAGCAAAUGCGCCAGUGGUCAAGAUUCAAUGGCCUGCAUCAAAGAGCGGGCCAUGCGUUUUGUGGACAAUGUGAUGAGCAAAGACAGCUAUCAGGUUUCGAACUUGGAAGUCCGCCCCAAUGGCCAAAAGACUCCAGCAGUCAGUGAGGCUCGUGCCAGCAGCGCCGAUGGCUUCAUCGAUGCCAUUGAGAACUACAUCCGUGGACACGAUGUUAGCAUGAACUUGCCCUUGGCCGAUGCCAAGGUCACCGUCUCGGCCCGCAAUCUGGCCAACAACCAAUUGAGCCUGAACCUCCAGCUCAAUGGCGAUGAGAGCGACGAUGCCACCGAUGUCGAAGCCAGGGGUAAGAAGGGCAACAUCUUCAAGAAGGGAAAGAAGCACCGUCUCCGCAAGCUGGCCAUGCCCAUCCUGGUUCUGAUCCUGCUGAAGGCCAUCACCGUCAUCCCCAUGGCCAUUGGUAUCCUGAAGAUCAAGGCUUUCAACGCCCUGGCUCUGGGCUUCUUCUCCUUCAUUGUCUCGGUUGGUUUGGCCAUUUUCCAAUUGUGCAAAAAGAUUGCCCAUGAUCAUCACCACACCGCCCACAUCACCGCCCAUGGUCCUUGGGACGGCCGCACCUUUGGUUCUCUUCCAGUGCCCGUGGUGGAGCAGCCCCAGAAGUUGGCCCAGAACUUGGCCUACCAGGCCUACGCCUAAGCCAUAAUUCAGCGCUAAAAUUGAGAAACUAAUUGGAGCAGAGCAGUCCUAAGACUUGGAUUCUGAAUUGGCCCAAAUAUGUGGUUGGCAAAAGCACAAAAUUAAUUGUUAAUUGUUAGAUGUGUUCUGUAACUUUUGAGCACUUCCCUCCCUGACCAGUUAUCCGCGGUUUUCCUGCGCUGCCUCUAUUCGCUAGACUUUAUUUAUAAUAUUUAUUAACUAUUUAUUGAAAACAAGAGAUUAAGAAAACCAGAAGCAAAGCACCAAAAUAAAGUAGCAAAAUAAAUGCCUUAAACAUGCUAAAA
Drosophila bipectinata is the source of this 1196-nucleotide messenger RNA. RefSeq names its product DUF1676 domain-containing protein Osi19 (gene Osi19). The record is from RefSeq and is a predicted model, not a curated record. Lineage: Eukaryota; Metazoa; Arthropoda; Insecta; Diptera; Drosophilidae. Gene Ontology annotation, cellular component: membrane.